Molecule: messenger RNA, 1140 nt
Organism: Mya arenaria
Lineage: Eukaryota; Metazoa; Mollusca; Bivalvia; Myida; Myidae
Product: serine/threonine-protein kinase MARK2-like
Exons: 7
Coding region: 106-1140 (344 amino acids)
Biological process (GO): microtubule cytoskeleton organization; protein phosphorylation; intracellular signal transduction
Cellular component (GO): cytoplasm
Molecular function (GO): protein serine/threonine kinase activity; ATP binding; tau-protein kinase activity
Source: RefSeq, a predicted model, not a curated record
GUUUUGAUUGGACGAAAGAAGUGGCAUUUUUAAAACCAACACAUUUUCCUUCACGUUUUUUGGAGUUUUUCGACUAUUGAUGUGUGUGUUCGUACAUACAUAAAGAUGAGCUAUUCAGAGUUAAAGGGUCUCUACCACCUUCGGGAAACCAUCGGCUCAGGUGGUUUUGCCAAGGUGAAGCUUGCAUAUCAUUCCCUCACUGGUGAAAAAGUGGCCAUUAAAAUCAUGGACAAGAGAUCCCUUGGUGAGGAUCUGCCACGUGUGAAGACCGAGAUUGCGGCCAUGAAGGAACUUUGUCACCAACACAUCUGUAAACUCUACCAGGUGAUUGAGACAACAGACCGGUUCUACAUGAUUCUUGAGUAUUGUCCUGAGGGUGAGCUGUUUGACUAUAUAGUGGCAAAGGAUCGGCUAGGUGAGGAUGAGGCAAGGAUCUUCUUCAGACAGAUUGUGGCGGCUGUUGGUUACAUCCACAACCAAGGAUACGCCCAUCGUGACCUCAAACCGGAAAACCUUCUGCUAGAUGAAGACCAGAAUCUCAAACUGAUUGACUUUGGUCUCUGUGCUAACCCUCAGAAUUGGUUUGGAUACAAAUUUUCGCGAUAUUACGAGUCGGUUCCGCGGUACCGGAAAUCAGAAGAAGUUGCGUCCCUUGACAACAAGAAUGCGGAGGCGCCAGAAUUUGUAAAGUCGUGGUCGAAGACCAACCUACAAAAUUGGCUAGAAACCAAUAGUUGCGCCGCAUGUGUGGAUACGUUUUGUGUGAAGAAGCUUGCCAUGCCCAUCAAGGAAGUUCUUCAAGACACGUACACCCACUUCCAGCACAGCUCCAAGCGACAACAGAUUCUACAAGAGUUCCGGGAAUUCACGGACACGGCUACAUACAAGUUGGUUCAGCACUGCAGCACCCGGUGGCUCUCCCUCCAGACUUGCGUUAAUCGCUAUCUUCAACAAUGGCCAGCGCUUGAAGCUUACUUCACGAUUCACAACGAAUCAGAAAGGCGUGGUAGCUGCGUAGCACGGGUUGUAGAAAACCUUCAGGAUCCGCUUCUACCGCUCACCUUCCACUUCCUAUCGUACAUCCUAAAACCACUGAACGGCUUCAACACAGAUUUCCAGGUUAAUAAAAUAAACACUUAA